Messenger RNA from Strigops habroptila (Kakapo), 4045 nucleotides. It is a transcript of the gene TERF1, whose product is annotated as telomeric repeat binding factor 1. The transcript has 10 exons. Gene Ontology annotation, biological process: telomere maintenance. Gene Ontology annotation, cellular component: chromosome, telomeric region; nucleus. The coding region runs from base 27 to 1145 and encodes 372 amino acids. Gene Ontology annotation, molecular function: protein homodimerization activity; telomeric repeat DNA binding. NCBI's taxonomy places the organism in Eukaryota, Metazoa, Chordata, Aves, Psittaciformes, Psittacidae. The record is from RefSeq and is a predicted model, not a curated record.
GCGCGGGGCGGAGGCGGCCGCGCUAAAUGGCUGCCGCGCGGCAGGGGGCGGGGCGCUGGCGGGCGCUGCCGUUGGCGCGCGGGUUGAAGAUGGCGGCGGCGAGCAGGAGCGGGCCCCCGGCGGGUGAGGUGGAGGCGGUGGCCGCGGCCUGGAUGCUGGAGUUCGCCUGCUGCUGCCUGUGCCGGCGCUUCGGGGACGGGUGCGCCGCGGAGUUCCAGCGGUGGAGCGACGUGGCACAUGCUCUUAUUAAUGGCCUCUCCAAAAUACCUACACAUCAGAAAAAAGCGGUGUAUCUCUGUCAGCUUUUGAUAAGAAUUGCAAAAGGAAAAAAACUUGAAUGCCAUUUUGAAAAUGAUAAAAGAAUUUCACCUUUGGAAUCUGCUCUGUCUUUCUGGACUUUACUUGAAAGGGAAGAAGUUGAACUGGAAAAGCUUCAUAAAGAUAUUCAUCAGUUGAUUCAAAUUCAGAUUGUAGCAGUCUAUAUGGAAAAUGGAUAUUUCAAGGAGGCUUCUGAAGUUCUUGAAAGGCUGUUUACAGACUCGGAAUCAGAUAAGCCUUUAAGGAUGAAGCUGGCAACUGUAAUUAAAAGCAAGGAUCCAUAUGUUCCCCUUCUCCAAAGCUUCAGUUACAAUGUUUUGAUAAGUAAAAUCAAGUCUUACAUUGAACUUUUCAUGAAAGAAAAUGAAACUAACUUCUUAUUACAGGCAGCCACAAAACAGGUAGAGUCUCAAGGACUGGGAGCAACAGCAUUGCAAAGCACAACUGUGAAUGCCGAUGAAAAUGACAAAGAGAAUUUGGAAGCAAAACAAAGAUUAAUGAAAGAGCAACACAGUAUUACAGAUCAGUCACCUGGAGAUGUAAGAAACCCCACAGUAAGGCCUCGUUCAGGAGGGAAACUCAGAGGGAGAACUGUUCUUCAGAGUCUAAACAGCCUGCAAAAUAUGGAAAAACAUGGAAAUGCGUUGGCUUCAAUCCGAAAAAGACAGCGAUGGACUUACAAAGAAGACUUGAAACUGAAAUCAGGAGUAAAAGAGUUUGGAGUUGGUAACUGGGCUAAAAUUUUGGUCUAUGGUGACUUCAACAACCGAACUAGUGUCAUGUUAAAAGACAGAUGGAGAACACUGUGCAAGAUCCAACAAGGCUAAUUUGGACUAGACGAAUCAACUCUUCUUAACCUUUCCCUACAGAAGGACCUGGUCUAGCUUUUCAGAAUACUAACUUAUUUUAGUCUCAGAGUGUCCAGCAGUGUUGCUGUCCUAAAACAUGGAACAGAAAAGUGAUAGAUACUGAACGUUCGUGUAAGCUCAUUUGCUUAUGUAGUGAUGACGUAAAGUCUGGCCUUUUACCUACACACAAUAGAUUAAUUAAUUUCUGAAAUGUGAAAAUGCUUGCAGCAAUUUAAGAAAGUUCAAUAAUGUAAAUAAAAGUAUUAAAUGCCUGGCAACAUGUUUAGAUUAGUAGUUAAGUGUUCUGUGUUUUUAAAGGGUUGUAUCUCUAGUCAGAUUGAGCUUUUUAGCAUUUUACUUCCUGCCAUAUAAUCCAUUCUAAUCUGAUUUGCUUCACUUUGAAAUUUUGAUCAGACUUGUCAUUUCUGUCAGCAAGUUAUACAAAAAAAUAUGUAUGUAUUGGUAUUGCUAAUUUUAUAAACCAGUUCCCUUUAUGGCAUGUAAAAAAUGUGAUACUCCAUGUAAUUUCAUAUUUAUAAAUAGUAAAGGUGAGGGCGGGGGGUGGUUCGGUUUCAGAGGGGAUGAAGAAUGAAGCUUUAAGUUCUAGGUGGAAGAUUACUUUGAAUUUAUGUAUAUUAGCAUAAUACCAUCUGUUAUCUCACAGAAGGGAUGGAAAACGUAUGGAAAGUAACAGCACAAUACUAGCACUUAACAGCUAACAUCUCUUGAUUAUCUUGUGUCACCUACCUUGUCUUAAAAAGUGGCUUUUUCUAGACCAGCAGGAAAGGGAAAGCUCAAAACCAGCCAAAGUGGAGCUCAGUAACGAGUUUAUACUGACACUGGUAGCAUAGCUUGAGACAUGUUUCAUCUGUGCUCUCCACUGUCUCUGUAUGCAGUGAUAGCAAAGAUAAGCUCUCAUGGGGGUAACCAACUAUCAAGGUGUCAGUUGUCAAUGUAAAUAUCCUGUUCAUGAAAGACUGUAGCAGAUGGGUGAUAGUACUAGGCUGUCUCUUGAUUCAGAUUGUGUGGAGAAGGUUCCACAACCUCAGAAAACCCAUACUUUUCACUGUUAUACUGGUGUGAAUCUUGGGACUUGAACUAACAUAUCACAGCAUUCUUUCAAAAAGGAAGUCUCUUCAAUUCAGAGGUUUUCUGUACGUUUAUCCUUGGAUAAGGUUUUUAUUUUACAAGAACCUUACAAGGAAAAGCAUCUGUCCAAACUGGUCAUAACAAAAUAAACCUCCCAGAUAUUUUUCCUGGCUACAAGGAAAGGCUGAAAUGUUCAGGAAGUAUUAAGAUAAUCUCUCUGCUUUCUGUUUUGGAGGCCUGCUUCCAUUAAGAUAAUAUACUUGGUAAAGUACAGUUACAAAGCUUUGUUUCACACUCGUAUUGUGGACAAGACCUCAGCCAGAUCAUCUUCCUCAUUCUUGCCACCAGGCGCUUAAGGUUUCUUCCUGCAGCUGCUAGAAACACUGACAAGCAGUGGUCUAUAAGGUUCCACAGAGCUGCUGCAUGUGUUAACUGUAAAUUUUCUCAACCUUAAGUCAUCUUUUUUAGCAAACAUGAAUUUCAGGAUCUUGAUAAAAUACAGGCUUUGUCCUUCAGCAGGGAGUGCUAGAGCAGCUGUAGGCCAACAACUGAAAAAAUCCCAGCAGGUAUCUGACAACUGAGAAAGUGCAGUAUGGUGCACUUUAAUGCUGUAACAGUAAUUCAAGGUAAGUAAUAGGUAACAAAACGUGGGUUUGAGCUACCUGCACAGCAGUCUUGCCACUGCUUUAAUAUUAAUGCUUUAUGCUAAUCAUUGUGCAUGAGCAGUUUUAACUAGUAAUAAGUAUUUUUUUUUUUAUGUUAGCCAAGGCUUUAGUCACAAAGUUUUGUUUAGGUUCAUUUGUCAUAAAGUUCACACUAUGUAUCAGUGACAUGAAGUUUUGAGCAAGACUACUUAACAAUGCUGGCUAGUCAUACGUCUUCUGUGAAGGCGGCUGAAUAUGAAAGCUGCAACAUAGAGGAAGAAUACUUGUAUAAACAACUGUCUAGGUAAUAUUGGGAAGGAACAAAGGAUCUAAACUGAAAUCCUGUUUUAGCUCUCCGACUUUAAUUUUUAUUCACCCUUGCUAUUUAAUGAUGACAGUAACUAUUCUCAGUCUUGAAAAUGUUUGGCUGCCUCGCUACUGAGUAGGCGCAAUGCCUGCAGACAGGACUGUGGCCAGUAAAGAACGAGAACUUUAGGAAAAGCAGCUACUACCUUUAGAAACAUUAGCUCUUUAAUUACAAAAGAGAAACAUGGAAACAUGCUUCUAAUGUUCUAAUACAAAGAUCAGUCUUAGCAUUUUGUAUUAAGGCAGAGAGAGUUUCCCAAAAUGCUUCUUCAAAAGUUCUGAUUCAUUUAAAGUUUGUUUAGGCUCCAGGAAGUGCAGCAGAAAGAUGUGGGCUUCUUGGCAUUGGUUAAUUUUCUUAAUCUUUUUGUUGUUGCCAUUUUAAAGGUCUUUUAGACUUUCAUGUAAAAAUAAAGCUAUGCACAAGGGGACAUGAGCAGUGCUCCAGCUGCCGAAUCUUCUUCCAGGUUCCUUGGCACUGAGAGUUGCCAACUGCUUCCCAGUGUAAGAUUUUACCUCUGAAAUGUGACAAUAAGUGAGGAUUAAAACGCUGAAAACUCUGUAUUUCGAGUUACUAGCUUGUGUUGUAUAAUAUGUCAGAAGAUUAGAUUUGCUUAAUAUUUAAUUAGCUCUUCUAGCACUUAAAAUGCUUUCUGGAGCAGGCACUGUAUUCCUAAGUUUAGUAUACACGAUGGUGGAUUGAGUAGCUGGUUGUACAGGUGUUAAGUAUUGUGCAUAUUAAUAAAUGUAUAGAGCAAUUAAAAAUCUGUUCUGAAUAUUAAA